AUGAACUCGAAUAGUCAUGGUGGUGCUACUGAGGGUGGGAACGGCCGUUUGUCUCGAGAGUACUUUGACUUGGUACGAGAUGCCUUAAAAGAAGAGCGAAAGAGCAAGCGUCCUGAUCGGCCUUUAAAACGGAGAAAAACACAAAAACCAGAGGUGAUAACUAUUGACUCGUCUAGCGAAGAAGAACCAAAUGCAAAUGCAAAUGUUGAUGAUGAUGGUGGUGAUGACUUUGAAUUUGAUGAGGAUGAGGAUUAUGACAGUGAAGAAUUUGAGGAUGUAACUACUACUACUACUGCAGCAGAGAAAGACGGUGACAUAUCUAUCACUAUCGAUGCUAGGACAGCAGAGAAGCCACAGAAAAAGGGUGGGAAACGAAAGAGUGGUAAUGGUGUUGAUGCUAAGCUCAAAGAAUACCGCAAGACGUUUCAUAUGUUUGUGUUGAUGACUUAUAUGUGCCAUAGUUUCAUUAGAAAUAAAUGGUGCAACGAUGAAAAACUGCAGAAGAAGCUUUCAAAACUAGUUCCUGACGAGAUAUUCAACAACCUUCACCCACCUAAAGAUGAACAAAUGCCUGCAAGAAGUACCCGGAAACUUCUAGAUGCGCUACGAAUGGCAAUGCAGCUGUGGAAUAAGAAGUUCAGUGUUCAGUUAACGUCGCCUUAUGAGUAUACACACUUGUAUAUGGUACGAUGGGAUUCUGUAGUGAAACAUGAAUGUAAGCCAGUGUCUUUUAAACAGUUUAAGAAGUUCUUUUCAAAGAUGCGCGGCCCAUGCAAUAUAAGUGUUCAGGGGUUUGUCACAAUGAUGCGAGGCUGCGGCUUAAAUGCUCGCCUCCUUCACAAUAUACAGCCGCCAGACUUUACGGAUGCCAAAAAGUAUGAAAAGCGCGUAUCGUGGAGGUUAGAGAACGAAUGCUUGAAAUACCCUAUAUAUUGGUGUGAAGUUUGGGACAAAUUCGCAAAGCAAUGGAUAACUAUUGACGUUGUCGGACAAGAAAUUAUUGAACAGGUUCGCACUAAGUCUAAACUUGAGGCUAUAGGUCGCAAAAACCUAGAGUUCAAUAUGAUGAGGUAUGUGAUAUCUUAUGAUAGAAAGCUAGGUUGUAAAGAUGUUUCACGGAGAUACAUCUCUCAUUUGCAGAACAAGGUACGGAAAAAGCGAAUUACAAGAGACCCAGGCCUUCGUGAUUGGUACAGUCAAGUAAUUAAUACUUUAAACAAACGGAGCAGAAAUAGGACAGAUGACUACGAGGAUGAAUAUUUUGCACUAAGAGAUGAGCAAGAAGGUAUUCCCGAUAACUUACAGGAUAUGAAAAACCAUCCAUUCUAUGUCUUGGAAAAAGAUUUAAGGGCCAAUCAAGUUCUAAAGCCGAACGCUCAACAUUGUGGUUUUCUUCGUCUAAGAAAUAAGGAAAACUCGUUAUUGAAGGUUUACUCGCGUAAGGAUGUCAUAUCAUGCUAUAGCGCUAGACACUGGUACAUGCAAGGAAGGGUGUUGAAAACAGGGGCCAAGCAUAUGCUAACACAUCGGGUCAAGGCAGCUAUGCCAGACGAAGAUGAAGAGGAAGAACGGUUAUACCCAAUCGAUCAAACGGAAUACUUUAUUCCUAAACAAGUUGGAGAGGAUUCCAAAAUUCCUACAAAUGCUUAUGGAAAUAUCGAUGUUUAUAAACCAUGGAUGAUUCCAAUAGGUUGCUGCCUUGUUGAAAACCCAAACUCUAUAAAAGCAGCAAGCUUUUUACGUGUUCCAUUUGCCAAAGCAGUUACUGGGUUCAAAUUUGAAUCAGGAAGAAGAGUAAAACCAAAGAUUACUGGGGUGGUUGUAGAGAAUGAAUAUGUUGAUGCCUUAAUAGCAGUUAUUGACCACAUCGAAGAGUACAAUGCCGAUGUAGCUAGGCAUGAACUAGAGAUCGAAGCUCUCAACGGGUGGUCAUUACUAUUAACUAAGUUGCGUAUAAAGAGCAGACUAGUGGAUCAACAUGGUGUAGUUCAAGACGAAGAAGAAGAGCAAAUCGCUCAUCAAAACUCGAAUACUUCAUCAACCAGUGCUUCUGACGAGGAAGAAACACAGUUUGAAGCUGGUGGAUUUCUUCUGGACUCCACAGCCGAACCUGGCGGGUUUUUACCAGAACCUGAGGAUGCACCAGAGCCCGAACCAGAACCAGAACCAGAAACAAAUUAUAGGCCUGAGCCUGAUGCUGGUCAUACUACAUCUGAACAUGAAAGCACACAGCAUCCAAAUGAAAGUGUUAAUAAUAUAGAAGACUACGAGCAGUUCCUACAAGAAGUGGGUUCAGACUAUGAAAGCGAAGAUGCAGGCGACGAUUCUUCUUUCGAAUAUGAGUCUGAAUAG
Kluyveromyces marxianus DMKU3-1042 is the source of this 2352-nucleotide messenger RNA. It is a transcript of the gene RAD4, whose product is annotated as Rad4p. The record is from RefSeq and is a predicted model, not a curated record. Lineage: Eukaryota; Fungi; Ascomycota; Saccharomycetes; Saccharomycetales; Saccharomycetaceae. Gene Ontology annotation, molecular function: damaged DNA binding; single-stranded DNA binding. The coding region runs from base 1 to 2352 and encodes 783 amino acids. Gene Ontology annotation, biological process: mismatch repair; nucleotide-excision repair. The transcript has a single exon. Gene Ontology annotation, cellular component: XPC complex; nucleotide-excision repair factor 2 complex; nucleus.